Messenger RNA from Ixodes scapularis (black-legged tick), 1263 nucleotides. Its product is annotated as choline O-acetyltransferase-like. The coding region runs from base 1 to 1059 and encodes 352 amino acids. Gene Ontology annotation, molecular function: carnitine O-acetyltransferase activity. Gene Ontology annotation, cellular component: peroxisome. Gene Ontology annotation, biological process: carnitine metabolic process, CoA-linked. NCBI's taxonomy places the organism in Eukaryota, Metazoa, Arthropoda, Arachnida, Ixodida, Ixodidae. The record is from RefSeq and is a predicted model, not a curated record. The transcript has 8 exons.
AUGUUUGAUUCCCAGAACGCGGCGUUUCUGGAAGCAAUCAAGAAGGCUGCCCUCGUGGUGUGCCUGGACGGCGGGUUGGAAGACGCGGAUCCCUACGAAGUGGCCUGGCCCCGGCAGGUAUACAAGGGCGGUCCGAACGCCGAAUAUGGAGCCAAUCGAUGGUGGGACAAGCCGGUUCAGGUGAUUGUCGGGGAAGACGGAGGGUCGGCACUUCUCUAUGAUCACACAGCCUUCGACGGCACCGUGAUGUCUAAAGUCACCAAUCACUGCUACGAUUACGCCCAGAAGGCAGGGAGCUUCGAAGCAUCUAAGGACGACGCGGAAGCAGCUCCACAAAAACUGGAAUUUGUUCUUGGGCCCGAUACGUUACACGAUAUAGAGAAAGCGAAAUCGUCCCAUGCAAGAUAUGCCGGCGGUACUGAAAGGCUCUUCUAUCAAUUUUCAAACUAUGGAAAAAAGUUCAUCCAGUCGUACAACAUGAGUCCGGACGGCUACACGCAGAUGGCAGUUCAACUGGCGGCCUUCAGGUGUAUUGGCAACCCAGUCAUGGUGUUAGGAGCGGCUUCAACUCGUCAAUUCCUUCACGGCAGAGUUGAUCCAUUUCACGCCUCCACGGAAGAGAGCCUCUCCUUCUGCAAGAUCUUUGACAGCCCCUUGGCAAGCAGGGAAGAAAAAGAGCAGAGCUUGAGGAAAGCCGUGGAAAGAUGCAAACAAGACGCCGUUUUGGCAGCGGACGGCCUCGGCGUGACUCGGAUGAUGUAUGGCCUGAUCAGCAUUGGCCUUGAAGACGGUAUCCCGAUUCAUCCUUUUUUCAAAAACCGGGUUUUAUGGCGCCCUCAUGUGAUAGCCAGCCAGGUGAAUCUUCAAUGCGACGGCACUACUUUGGACGAUCCUCCUCUUCCCGAUGUCUACAUGGCCACGUACAACAUCCGACCAGAAUCUUUCACUUUCGGCCUGAGUUGCAGCAAAUCUUUUCCCGAGAAGAACAUUUCCAAGUUCAAGGACGCCCUCGAGCAAGCCUUCACGGAUCUCAAAGUGUGCAUGGACAGAUCUUGUUAAGAGGUUGAUUGCGCAACGAAUGACCUCUGUCACUUCUUAUUUCUUUCUUCGCGGGAGUUAAAGGGCAAUACAGCAAAUGCAAAUUGUUAAAAAAAGAAACCCUGCCCUCCUCCUGAAAAAAAAAAUUAAGAAAAUGCAAGACAAAAAAAAAAAAGAAGUGGUAAACGGAAAUAAAGCCACGCAAACCAGUGGUUUGGAAUAGAA